CUCGAGGCGUAGCGCUGUGAAAUAGCGACCUGGACCAGAUCCCACUCGAGCUUGCUGAGCCCCUCAAAGCCAACUCGCCCUGCCCCUGGGGCUACUUUUUAGGCGCUCGCCAUAACCUUUACUCUUUCACACCAACCACUCGCAACAAUGCCUGCCCUUGUGAGCGUCACCUCGCGCAUCGGCGCCCAGCACCGCGCAGCUGCCCCCUCCAAGGCGAGCGUGCGCGUGCCCGCCACAAUCGCUCGUGCUGAGCCCAAGUUCACUCUGGACAACAGCCGCAACAGCGCGGAGGGCUAUGUGGAGAAGGACACUGCGGGCCAGAGCAACAUGUACCCCACCGUGAUGAAGCCGUUCGAGGCGGGCAGCGCCUCCGACACUGUGCAGCAGGACAACUUCAACAACGCCCUGGCGGCCGGUGCCUCCGUGGCCGCCCUGGGUGCCAUUGCCCUGGGCCUGACCGCGCUUCUCAACGCGGGCAGCAGCACCCCGGCUGUGGACACUGAGGACUUCUCCGCCUACGACUCGCUGUCAUCCUACGCCGCCAAGUUCUCGCCCCGCGCCGCCCCCGCCCCUGUCGCCGCCCCCGUCGCCGAGCCCGUGGCCGUGGAGGCGCCCGCCGUGGCGUCCGAGUAAAGGCAGCAGCAAUAGCAGCCGGACACGGAGUGGGCUCCUUGUAGCUGCUUGGCCGGAGCUGUAGCUACUGCGAAGUUGCGGCUGCAGCUUUGCAGGGAAUCAGCAUCUCGGUGUGGUGGUCUAGCCGAGGACUGACGGCGUCAGCUGGCGUGGCUCGGGGCGCCGCGUGUGUGCCGCGCGUAGGUGCCAGUGUGUUGGCUAGUGUGGCAGUCCGCUGGUGCAGACCGUUGGGGGGACCAGCAAGCACGCCAGGCGUGUCAGUCGGUUUUGGGUGUGUCGUGUUUGAGAGUUGAAUGGUAGGAGUGGCGGAGCGAUCACCGGAUGACACAUGCGGCAUUUCUUGUGUUCAUACGUCCACGGGCCGUGAGGCUGCCACCGGCUGCCCCUCAUGGCUGCCCCUCGGUUUUGACGUUUUUCUUCGAGGGUGAGGCGUGUGCGCGUUGUGUGUGUGCGUGUGCCGGACCGCGUCUACGGUAUGUGCCGUGGACUCAAAUAUUAUGUGGAAUCCGCAUUUGGGUCAAUGAAGUACAGAGUGGUGUUGAUGCUCUCCGGACAUUACGGAUUGAGUGAGCAGUACGGUAUUGGUGUGGUGGCGACGCGUAACACACGCGUGGAAGUGGAUGCAGAGCUGUUUUGAGUAGUGUGGCUGGGCCUGCCUCUGUUGUGGGCGCUCAGACGCACGAAUGGCACCACUCAAGUGCUGACAGGCUGUAAACGAAGUGCAGCGCUGCAGCCCUGUGAAGCGUUGACGGUUUGACCUCUUCGCUGAAGCCCUA
Molecule: messenger RNA, 1409 nt
Organism: Chlamydomonas reinhardtii
Lineage: Eukaryota; Viridiplantae; Chlorophyta; Chlorophyceae; Chlamydomonadales; Chlamydomonadaceae
Exons: 5
Coding region: 328-633 (101 amino acids)
Source: RefSeq, a predicted model, not a curated record